Caenorhabditis remanei is the source of this 726-nucleotide messenger RNA. RefSeq lists its product as uncharacterized. The transcript has 4 exons. Lineage: Eukaryota; Metazoa; Nematoda; Chromadorea; Rhabditida; Rhabditidae. The coding region runs from base 1 to 726 and encodes 241 amino acids. The record is from RefSeq and is a predicted model, not a curated record.
AUGCAUCUAGAACAGUUCCAAAUAAACAAACAACAUGAAAUGCACAUUGAGCACAUUGCAGAAGAGCUAGACCCGAUCUAUCGACUACUUCCACUCCAAAACGUGGAAUUCGGCAAGACAGAUAAAGAUAAGGAAAGUGACAAAAAUGAAGAUGAGAGCAACUGCAUGAGGCCAGCGGACUGUGAACUUUUGAACGAAGAGAGCAACGAAUGUUGUGACGAGAGAAAUUCCAAGGAAGAGCAUCAGAAGACGAUACACUGGAUUGAUCAGAAGUUCAAUUUCUUUUCCUUGAGCAGCUGCAAUAAUAACUCACUGAAAAGAGGUCCUCCGAUAGCUGCUGCCAUUGCCAUUUUUGGAAAUCCUUGUUUCACAACUGCAAUGUCAGCCACAAUGUCUCCAAUACAAUUACUCCAUGCCAUAAUUGUUAGUCCCAACAAUUCCAUUGACAAUCCCGUGACCACUCCAAUCAUAGUCACAACACUAACAAUUUCAUUCGAAGUCGCAUGCGAUCUACUCACAGCUACUCGAAAAGAUUUGGUGAAAAUGAUAAUAGCCAAGACGAUAGUUGUGACAAAGAUGCUGGUACCAAACAAAUCUCCAAGUGCCAGAUCCGCUUUUGGUUUUGGAGUUGUCAGAACAGAAGAAAUAGAACUGAAGACGUCGGGAGCUCCGUUUCCAAAAGCCAAGAAAGUUACCCCAGCAAUGGAUUCACUCAUUUUCAGAUGA